GAAGGCGGGAAAGGACGGGGAGGCCUGUAAACAACGGCGGCGGCGGCCGCGCGUCUCCCACGGGGCCGCCUAAACUUGUCGGGGCUGAAGCAGAAGACGCGGCGGCGGCGAGCCAAGAAAUCUUUUGAUCUGGCAGUUGGAUUGUGUUACUCAAAUAUGGACAGGAAUCCUUCACCACCUUCCAGCAAUGACGAGGAGGAGGACGUCGUUCCUGGGGAUUCUAUUAGAAAUACAGUUUACAGCAAACACUGGUUUUUCAGUGUCCUUACAAAACUAAUUGAGGUUGUUAGCUCUAAGGAAGAUGAAUCUGAGUUAAACAAUGUUGAAGAACAAGUGGAGCUCGAUGAAGAUCUGGAAAAUGACAUUUGUAAAGUAUGGGACAUGUCAAUGGAUAAGGAUGUUGCUUUAUUUCUACAAGAGUUUAAUGCCCCUGAUAUAUUUUUGGGUGUCUUUGCCAAGUCCAAGAGUCCUCGGCUUACUGAAAUCUGUGUGGGAAUACUGGGCAAUAUGGCCUGUUGCCAAGACAUAUGCCUGUCCAUUAGUAAACAUGAGAACCUUGGACAGAUGGUGCUGCAGCGUUUAAGUGAUUCCGAUUCCCCUACUCUCCUCGAAACAAGCAGGUUGUUGCUAACUUGCCUCUGCCACUCUGAGGUGGCCAAUAUUUGGGUGGAAAGAAUUCAACGAAGUCCAUCAGUGUAUGACUGUGUAUGUUUCAUCAUGUCCAGUUCAACAAAUGUGGAGUUGCUAGUGAAAAUAGGUGAGGUGGUCGACAAGUUGUUUGACUUGGAUGAAGAAUUAAUGUUAAACUGGAUUAAGAAAGGUUCUUGCCAGUCAGUGGAGCAGCCUGCAGAUGAUUCUCCAGAUGAGCUUCCAAAUUUCAAAAUUGUACCUUGCCUGCUUGAAGCUGUAAAACAAAUCUGCACAGAUAAAAGUUCAGAAGGGCUUGAUGUUUAUAUGCAUAUCCUACAGCUGCUCACCACAGUGGAUGAAGGCGUUCAAGCUAUUGUACAGACUCCUGGUAAUGGAAAAGAAACUUGGACUUUGCUGUAUGACCUGUUUUGUCAUGAACUCUGCCAGCCAGAUGAUCCACCAUUUGUUGUUCAGGAACAGAAGACAGUCUUGGCUUCUACUUUGUCUGUGUUAUCAGCCAUCUUUGCUUCACAGACUAUAUAUAGACACAGACACGAAUAUAUCAAGAUGGAGAAAAAUAUGCCUCUGAUUGAUAGCCUGAUUAGAGUCUUGCAGAACAUGGAUGAAUGUGGGAAGAGAUCUGUAGAAAACUCCAACAAACCCAAGUCAGAGGAGGCCGAGAAGUUGGGAACAGCUGAGGAGGAUUUUCAUUUUAAAAUCUUGAAGGACAUCUGUUGUGAACUACUGUCGAAUGUGCUUCAGGAACUUUCUAAGGAAAACAUACUGGAGGGGCUCAAGCAAAGCCAUCUAAAUGAACAGAAAUGUUCCUGUGCGUUUAAAAACCUUCUCCCGUUGUAUUCUUCUCCGGUAGAGAAUUUUCUUGAAGUGCUGAAUGAAGCUGAUCAGGUCCUUGCUGACAACUUAAGAAAAGCAUUCCCAAGCUUGAGACUUCAGGCAUAGGAGCAUAUUAAUUGCAUUUUUUUACAGGAAGAUUUGGAAUCAUUCAUUCUUGUUUUAAGAAAGCAGCAUGUGAAUAAUAAAGAAGCGUGCGUUAUUUCUGAAACAUCUUUGCAAGGAAACUCAGAUGAACACCUUCAUAAAACAAGAAUGGAAGUGGUGGAGAAUGGCAUACAACACAGACUUUAG
Molecule: messenger RNA, 1776 nt
Organism: Lacerta agilis (Sand lizard)
Lineage: Eukaryota; Metazoa; Chordata; Lepidosauria; Squamata; Lacertidae
Gene: SAAL1
Product: serum amyloid A like 1
Exons: 13
Coding region: 157-1590 (477 amino acids)
Source: RefSeq, a predicted model, not a curated record